CUACAGGUGGUACUCCCUACCUUUAUCCUGGAGAAGCGUUCCCUCCUAGAGAUGUACGCUAACUUCAUGGCUCACCCAGACAUGUUCCUGAACAUCACCACGGGAACCACCCCAGAGGAGCGCAUCGUCCGAUUCGUGGAAUACUACCUGACCGCCUUUCACGAGGGGCGCAAGGGUGCCGUGGCCAAGAAACCCUACAACCCCAUCCUGGGAGAGAGUUUCAGGUGUUCCUGGGACGUCCCCCGAGAGAGAGUCCACCCACUGAGGACCAUGAGCUCUGCCCCUAACACUAACACGACACCCACUUCAAACCCCGCCCCUAACCCCGCCUCUUCCUCUAGAGGCUCUUCCCCUAACCCCGCCUCCUCCUCUAACCCCGCCUCUUCCUCUAGAGGCUCUUCCCCUAACCCUGCCUCUUCCCCUAAACCCGACGGUUCCUCUAGAGGCUCUUCCCCUAACCCCGCCUCUUCCUCUAGAGGCUCUUCCCUAACCCCGCCUCUUCCUCUAGAGCCUCCCUGCCGGACAGGAACGGAGGGCGGGGGUGCUCAGACAGAGGACUGUUACCGGGUAAGGUUCGUGGCGGAGCAGGUGUCACACCACCCACCCGUCACUGGGUUCUACUGCGAGUGUAAAGAGAGGAACAUGUGCGUCAAUACCCACGUCUGGACCCGAAGCAAGUUCAUGGGCAUGUCCAUCGGAGUGUCUAUGGUCGGGGAAGGUGUUCUACGUCUGUUGGAGCAUGAUGAGGAGUAUGUUUUCACUCUGCCCUGUGCCUACGCCCGCUCCAUUCUUACCGUACCCUGGGUGGAGCUGGGAGGGAAAGUCACCAUCAGUUGUGCCAAGAGUGGAUACUCUGCCACCGUUACCUUCCAUACUAAACCCUUCUAUGGAGGAAAGAUACACAGAGUGACAGCGGAGGUGAAGCACAACCCGACGGGGACCAUAGUGUGUAAGGCCCAAGGUGAAUGGAACGGUACCCUAGAGUUCACCUACAGCAGUGGAGAGACCAAGGUCAUCAACACCUCCAAGCUGCCUGUCAUCAGGAAGAAGAUACGCCCCAUGGAGAAACAGGGACACUACGAAUCACGGCGUCUGUGGCAGCAUGUCACCUCAGCUCUGAGAUCAGGAAACAUUGACUCUGCUACAGAGCACAAACACUGUCUGGAGGAGAGGCAGAGAGCAGAGGGCCGACAGAGAGCUGCCUCCAACACACCCUGGACACCCAAGUACUUCAUCAAGGAGGGCGAGGGCUGGGUGUAUCACAACCCCUUGUGGAAGACCCACUGACGAGGGGG
Molecule: messenger RNA, 1295 nt
Organism: Oncorhynchus tshawytscha (Chinook salmon)
Lineage: Eukaryota; Metazoa; Chordata; Actinopteri; Salmoniformes; Salmonidae
Product: oxysterol-binding protein-related protein 10-like
Exons: 5
Coding region: 52-1287 (411 amino acids)
Cellular component (GO): membrane; cytosol; intracellular membrane-bounded organelle
Molecular function (GO): cholesterol binding
Source: RefSeq, a predicted model, not a curated record